Messenger RNA from Cygnus olor (mute swan), 1521 nucleotides. It is a transcript of the gene C17H12orf76, whose product is annotated as chromosome 17 C12orf76 homolog. The transcript is spliced from 2 exons. The record is from RefSeq and is a predicted model, not a curated record. Lineage: Eukaryota; Metazoa; Chordata; Aves; Anseriformes; Anatidae. The coding region runs from base 116 to 304 and encodes 62 amino acids.
AGGCGGAGCCGGGCCGGGCCGGGCGGGCGCACAAAGGCGGGGCCGUUCCGUUCCGUUCCGUUCCGUUCGGGUCCGUGCCGAACCGGGCUGGGCCGGGCCGGGCGGGGGUCUCAGGAUGCCGCUGUCGGCGCUGCGGGGCUGGGCGCUGGCUGUGCUGGCGGCCCUGGCCCCGGCGGAGCGCAGCCGGCCGUACGCCGUGCUGCAGAAGCAGAACCUGGUGCUGCUGGGCAGCAUCCUCAGCGCGCUGCUGCUCACCAUCGUCCUCGUGGCCGUCUGCGUCUACAAGCCCGUCCGCAGGCGGUAGCGGCCCCGGCGUCGUGUGCGCGGCCCCACCCGGCUCCGGGAUUCACGCCCUUGGCUUCAGCACAACCAGUGGAACCGGUGGUGGAGCGCCCGCGUCUCCAGAUGGUGUCCGGCGAGGGAUGGGAGCCCCGUGCCCGCUGCGAUCGCUGCCCAGGAGGGCACCGCUUGGCAUCGCCGCCCGGCCAUCAGCUCACACUGCAUCAGGUUUUUUUUUGUCCGGUGUGAACUCGGCUCCUUGCUCGAAGGCCGCACUGGAAGCGCCUCGGUGCCGCCUUCCAGAAGGCUCGAGGACCAAAGCCCAGCGAGCGCCGGUGGCUGCGUGGGUCAGGAGCGCGCUCACCUCCGGGCAGCAGCACUGAGACGCGAGCAGAGGCUGGCCUGGAUGAUCGCACCAGGCCUGUCCUAGCCACCAGCAGCUCUGCAGCAGCCUGGGUGAACCCGUGGCUCCCCAGCCCUCGCCCCCCGUGGGAGAUGCACUCCUGGGUGGGUGUUGGCUGGCGGUCGGGGAGCCCCUGGUGUCCGCAGCAAGCGGAGCCGGAGCACGAGGCUGCUGGGCUCCAGCUCUCUGGAAGCGCUUCGUGCUUAGGCUGCACGGAUCCGUUCUAUGCAUUUCUGGCAACAAAUUCAAGUGUUUACACUGAAAUCACACUUGCAUAUGGAUGCUGCUAUUUUGUUUUGCACUGCUGUGAGUAGUAACUGGAUUUUGCUUAUGAAGUAUUACUUUGAUAUUUAACAUAGGGGGUUUGGGCUAGUAAUUUAUUUCAGUAUUUUAAAACUUUACUUCCAGAGCAAAUGUGUUGACCAACUCUCUAAAACCUUGUGCUGCAUCUGAUGUUUUCUGCUGUUAGUCUCAAAGGACACUGGCUCCUCUUGGAACCGGGGAUUUUCUUUGCUGCUGCUGUUACGUUACUAAAUGAGGCCAGCCUAGGACAGAUCUCGUUUCUAAUCCAAGUGAAACACGAGUGAGGGAGCAAGCUAACUGUAAUAUUUCUUUCUGACCUUUUGCUUUCAUGGUUGCAGAAUCCUAUAUCACUGUUGUUUUUCCCCUCAGUCCUUCAGUUGUUGUAGAGCUUUGCCUAUAGUCAUGUGCUGUUCACGGGUGGAGAAUGGUGUAGCUCGUAGCUACAGCUCCGCGUUCCCUAGAGCAGUGUUCCUGUUUGCAUUCAUUCUUCGCUCCCUGCUAUGUCUCUCUGUACAAAUAAAAAGCUAAGUAAACAA